This is a messenger RNA of Suncus etruscus (white-toothed pygmy shrew), 1977 nucleotides long. RefSeq names its product coiled-coil domain containing 102A (gene CCDC102A). Lineage: Eukaryota; Metazoa; Chordata; Mammalia; Eulipotyphla; Soricidae. The record is from RefSeq and is a predicted model, not a curated record. The transcript is spliced from 8 exons. Gene Ontology annotation, cellular component: myosin complex. The coding region runs from base 53 to 1726 and encodes 557 amino acids.
UGAACCCGGCCGCGAGUUCAUCAAGCUCAGCCCCUACCAGCGCCGCUGCACCAUGAGCCACGGGGCCAGCCCCCGCCUGGCCGAGUCCCCGCAGCUCUCCAAGGGCAGCCUGCUCACCAUCCUGGGCAGCCCCUCGUCGGAGCGCAGCGGAGAUUCGCUACCGUCCACGCCACCCAGCGGCACGCCCUCCCCGGGACCGCCGCCGCCCCUGCCCCUGCCGCUGCCGCUGCCCAUGCCCAUGCCACCGGCGCCCGCGCUGCUGGCCGACGGGGACUGGGAGAGCCGCGAAGAGCUGCGGCUGCGGGAGCUGGAGGAGGCGCGGGCGCGGGCGGCGCAGAUGGAGAAGACCAUGCGCUGGUGGUCGGACUGCACCGCCAACUGGAGGGAGAAGUGGAGCAAGGUGCGCGCCGAGCGCAACCGCGCGCGCGAGGAGGUGCGCCAGCUGCGCCAGCGCCUGGACGCGCUCACCAAGGAGCUGGCGGGCGCUCGACGGGAGCGCCAGGAGGCUCAGGGAGAGUGCGAGGCGCGGGGCCGCGAGCUGGCACGGCUUCGGGGCGCCCGCGAAGCCCCCGAUCGGACCCCCGACGGUCCCGAGACGGAGCCCGAGAGGGAACACGAACCGGUGCGCGACGUCGGGUCGGAGAGGCCCCAGGGCAGCCAGGACUUGGAGCUAGAUGCCCUAUUGAAGAGCAGACCAGAGGAGCCUGAGAGCAGCUGGGAGGCGCGAGGCCUGGGGACCGGGUCUCGCAGGGGCAGCACAGGACGCCUGGAGCGCAGCCGGCUGCCAUGGGAGGACCCCACAGCCAGUGAGGAAGAUGCCUCCAGGUUGACCGCACUGCGGCUGCGACUGGAUGAGUCUCAGAAGGUGUUGCUCAAGGAGCGCGAGGAUAAGCUGGCACUGAGCAGGAACAUCGAGAAGCUGGAAGGGGAACUUAGCCAGUGGAAGCUCAAGUACGAAGAGCUGAGCAAGACCAAGCAGGAGAUGCUCAAGCAACUCAGUAUCCUAAAGGAGGCUCACCAGGAUGAACUGGGCCGUAUGUCCGAGGACCUGGAGGAUGAGCUGGGGGCACGAUCCAGCAUGGACAGGAAGAUGGCCGAACUGAGGGGUGAGAUGGAGAGGCUGCAGGCGGAGAACGCAGCCGAGUGGGGUCGUCGUGAGCGGCUGGAAACAGAGAAGCUGGGCCUGGAGCGUGAGAACAAGAAACUCAGGGCACAGGUAGGGGAUCUGGAAGAGGCUCUGGCCCGGCGGCGGCGGCAGACAACCAGCGCCCUGGACUGCGACCUGCGAGCCAGCCAGGCCGCGCUCUUCGAGAAGAACAAGGAGUUGGCAGACCUGAAGCAUGUGCAUGGCAAGCUGAAGAAGCAGUUUCAGGAGAAAGUGGCCGAGCUGGCACAUGCUAACCGGAGGGUGGAGCAGCAUGAGGCCGAGGUGAAGAAGCUGCGUCUGCGGGUGGAGGAACUCAAGAAGGAGCUGGCCCAGGCAGAGGACGAGCUGGAUGAGGCCCACAACCAGGCACGGAAGCUGCAGCGGUCUCUGGACGAGCAGACGGAGCACAGCGAGAACCUUCAAGUGCAGCUGGAGCAUCUUCAGUCCAGGCUCCGCAGGCAGCAGCAGAACGCCCCACUGUUCGGGAAGAUCCGCAGUGCUCGCUUCGGUACCGAGGAGGCUGCGGAUGGAGCCAGUGACUUGGACGAGGAUGAGGACCUGCAGCUCCAGGUGGCCUGAGCAUCCUGCCCCACACCCUAGGCUGGCCCCUUGUGGUGUCCCACACAAAUGUACUGCCCCACCAAAGAUGAGGACUAGUUAGGGUCCACAAGUGCCUGCAUAUACGGAGGUGCCCAGGCUUGGCACUAGCGCAGGUUCACUCCAAGAUUAUUCUGGUCUUGGUCCCUGGCCACCAAGGCUGUGGGUUUGGGAGAGCCCCUAACUGUACAAUGGACACUCAGUCUUUUGUAAUAAAUGAAUAUGAACCAGAA